AAUACAAUCACAAGAGCAGCUUGUUGCAAAGGUUGGAAGGGUCCAACUUGCGAAGAGCCUGUAUGUGAUCCACCUUGCAUGAACGGAGGUCAGUGCGUUGAAGCAGAGACCUACCCAACAGCAUUGCCAAAGUGCUUGUGUACUUCACCCUUCACAGGAAAACUCUGUCAGGAGAACUUAGAUGUUCUGAAGAACAGCACGCUGAGGUACUGCUACAAGGGUACAGGCUGUCAGGGAAAUCUGAGUUCUCCUCAGGCCAUGGAGAUCGGUCAGUGUUGUGUUGAUGGUUUCUCCGGAUCCUGGGGAAGUCAGACUAGUCCAUUGGCUUGUUCACCUUGUAACACAGACAAAGCUGUUAAAGUCAACAACAAUCUUGACUACGUCACCUGUGUUACAUCUGGACCAAGCUGGUACAGAACAUUUGACUCUCUACAGUACACCUAUCAAACUAACUGUGGUGCUGGUCUCGUAGUCACACCUCAGAUCAGGAUUGAUUCCGUCACUGACUGCGAACCAAUGAACACAUGUGCAUGCUACAAGAUUGUUACAAUUACUGUAUAUGGUAGCCCUACCUACACAUACACAUUGGAUGGCCCAAUCCUGACAUCAACAGAUGGUCAAACUACUGACAGUUACGAUGCCUCUGCCCUCCCAGACAACACACCAACAUCCAUCAACAAAGGAAGUUUGAUGAUGAAGUAUGAUAAAGAUUCAAAGGCUGUGUACCUUAUGUUCAGUAAUGGCAUAAGUGUACGAACUGAAACUGAUGGAACUUGCUCAAUCACUCUUAUGAAAAACUCACCACUCAUUGCCAAUAUGGCUGGUGUCUGUGGUAAUGCAAAUGGCUAUGUUGAUGAUGAGUAUGGUCUUCAAACACAAAUGGGAGCUCAGCGUAUAUUUGAUAUUUACAAGAAUACAGAUCUACCAUGUGGAAGAGGUCUCUCCAAGUGUCCAACACCUGAAUUGACAACAAAGGCUGAUCUUGCUUGUCAGCCAUUGCUUCUCAUUAUGUACAGAUACCAUCCAUUUGUGCCUGUUGAAACCAGUAUAGAAAAUUGUCGUCAAUCCUAUUGUACUUCUUUUGCUGCUGGUGGAAUUGAAGCUGCAACCAAAGCAGUUUGUAAAGCUCUCUCAGCUUACCACACAUUGGGCACACUCGCUUCAGGGGAAGCUAUUUCAUGGAGAUCCAAAAAUCUUUGUCCCAAGACCUGCAAACAACCUAUGCAGUUUAAUGGCCUCAUCAUUAACAAAUGCCCACUUACCUGCGGAGCCUCACUCUACUCCUACACAAGAAGCACAUGCCGUACUCAACCCUAUGGGGGUUGCGAGUGUCCUGAUGGCUUGGCCAAAAUCAACAGCACUUGUGUUGCACCAGAGACUUGUCAGUGUAGGGGAGAUGAUGGUCGCUACUACAACAGUGGUGAUGUCAUUGAGUCCGGAGAUCACUGCAAAACCUGCAAAUGUGGUUACCUUGGUCUAUGGGAUUGCACAGAUAGUCCAGAAAAAUGCUCAUCAACUUGCAUUGUUUUAAGAGGAAGCUAUGUAAAGACAUUUGAUAACUACAUGUAUGGAAUUCAAAACGCUUGCGGUGAAAUGACUAUUGCUUCAGGAGAAGGAUUAAAGAUUGUUUAUGGUACACUUACAAGCACUCAGGAUGAAAAUGGUGAAACAAUUACACCCUCUUAUGUUUCAAUUACUUACAAAAAUAUCACAAGUCGUUUGGACAUUCACAAAUCUGGUGCAGUAAUGGAGAAUGCAUUUAGACCCAAUGUUUACAUCAGACAAAUUGCCAAAAAUGCUUUUGCUUGUGAUAUUGAUGGAGGCAAAAUCCGUCUGCUGUCUUAUCGAGAUGGAAAAUUGUACAUCAAGCUGAAAAUAAAUAUGUUUAGAGACAAAAUAAGAGGUAUCUGUGGUAACUUUGACAACAACAAAGACAAUGAUCUGAUGUCCCCCUCUAAUGCUAUCAUGGAUGGACAGGCAUUCGUUGAGAUGUACACCACAUGCAAGGAGGCUGUUUUUGCUGAAGUGACACAAUCAACUCAGGAUCCCCGCUGUGCAGCUAUCAAUGAUGUUCAGAAACCAUCCAACGCCAAUGUGAAUAGUGACAUGGCUGUCAUGUUUUGUAACAAUGCCCCAGAUGAUGCUACACGAUGCCAAACACUGCAGGCUUUUUGUUAUCAAGCUAAUGUUAACUUCCAAGAAGUCUUCAGUAGUAUUUCUGGAGCAUGCUCUGAUACCACAUGCCAAAGAACAAAAGUGGAUGUCUGUACUGCCAGUUGCUAUGGAAGCAUGUUCCGAGACUGUGAGCCAGAAACCAUUUACACUUGUGGCUGUGCUGAAGGCUUAUUUAUGAAUGACAAAGGAGUCUGUGUAACCAAAGCUGAAUGUGGUUGCAAAGACUUCACAGCUCCAGACAAACUCUAUGCUCAAGAUGACAAAUUCAUGAGUGGAUGUAGAAAAUGUACCUGCUUGAACAGCACACUGUCAUGUGACCAAAACUGUGAAGAAGUGAUCUGUGCUAAAUUACACAUCUCUAAAAAAGAUUUACUUGACAAGAACCCAGACCCCACAUGUGCCAGACAGAUCUGUCCCAAACCAUACUACACAGAAAAAGGCUGUAUCAAUGUUGCAACUAGUUCACAGUCAUGCUUCUGUGGAGAUGGAGAUGUUCAAACUCAAACUGGACUCUGUGUCAAACAUUGCCCUUGCUACAACAAAGGCACAUACUACCCUCAUGGUGCAAGCAUUGUUACCAACUGCAUUACACAAAUUUGUAAUGAUGGUGUCUUAGAAACACAGGAAGGACGAACAUCAACUUGCUCAGGCACUUGCACAGUCUCUGGAGCAUCCAUGAAGCUAAAAUCUUUUGACACCUCAACUCUCAGUGAUUUCUCAUUUGAUUCUAAGUGUGAGAUUAUAAUGUUUAAGACUGAUGAAGACACUAUAAAAAUUAAACCAACAGAGUGCGGCUCAUCACAACAAACUUGCUUGUACCAAGUGACAUGGGAAACUUCAUAUAUCAAUGCACCAAUCACCCUAAGAUCUACUGAACCCAGCUCUGUUAUGGUGGGAAACAAAGUAUAUCAAAACAAUGUGGGAAACUUUAUACAUAUCUUUGACAAUGGCAUUAUCUUGACAAUUACAACUCCAAAUAUGGCUUUAAUAUGGGAUAAAGGAACAUCACUGAGCAUUGAAGUUGGGGGCAACUAUUACAAUAAAACAAAAGGGUUGUGUGGUAAUUUCAACAUGGAUGCUCAUGAUGAUAGCAUUGGUAGUGACAAUCUACCAAAAGACACAUUGAGCAAACUUGCAAAGAGCUGGAUAGCUAAUCCAGAUGAAUGUACUAUGACAGAAGAUCAGACAGUUGUAACUUGUGAGGGAUCACCUCGUGAAGCAUGGGCACGUAAAGCCUGUCUGAUCAUUUUGGAAGGUGAAGCUUUUGCUCAGUGUAGAAAACAAGGGGGAGCACUCAGCUUUUAUCAAAACUGUUUGGUGCAAUCCUGCGCCUGUGAUUUGGGUGGUGAUUGUGAAUGCUACUGCGAGGCUGUAGCUGAGUAUGCAGCAUUCUGUAACAGAAUCAAUGCACCAGCUCGUUGGAGAAACCAAAAGAAUUGCCCAAUACAGUGUGAAGGUGGAACUCAGUACGAUGCUUGUGGUAGCACAUGCCCUGAGACAUGUCAAAAACCAAGUAACACAACAGAGAGCAUCUGUGAAGCUCUCAACUGUCAAGAAGGUUGCUACUGUCCUCCAGGCUAUGUACGAUCAAAUCCAGAUGACUUGGAAUCAUCCACUUGUAUUAAAAAAACUGAGUGUCCAUGUGUUGAUGAAAAAGGCAGAACAAUUCCACAAGGGGAGUCUGUAAAACUCUACUGCCAAGAUUGUAACUGCAAAGAUGGAGAACUCAUAUGCACUGGAGAUCCAUGCAAAGAUGAAUGUAGUGAUAAUGAAUUCAGGUGCAAUGACGGUCAUUGUUUCAAUAAAUUGCUCAAAUGCAAUGGAAAACCUGAUUGUAGAGAUGGUGCUGAUGAAUUUGGCUGUGAAGGAGAAAAAUGCCAAGGAUUUCCUUGCAAAAAUGGACAAUGUGUGGGAAAUAAUACACUUUGCAAUGGAAUCUCAGAUUGCAUGGAUUCAUCUGAUGAAACUGACUGUGACAUUGUUUGUGAUGAGGGAAAAUUCAAAUGUAAUCAGAGCAACUAUUGCAUUGACAAGGACUCUGUUUGUGAUUCAUAUUUUGACUGCUGGUAUGGUGAAGAUGAAAAGGAUUGUCAAAUCUGUCCACACAAUGAAACACAUUGUAACCAAACCUACUGCAUACCUAAAGACUACCACUGUGAUGGUCAUGAUGACUGUGGUGAUGGAUCUGAUGAAAUGGGUUGCACAACUCCAUUCACGACAACAGAAACUGAAAAAUGCCAGCAUACAUUGAAGAGAUUUACCCAGCCAUCAGAAGAUCUUAAGAUAAAGACAGUGCCAGAAGAUGGUUUUGCUCCUAACAUUUUUAGUCCAACUGGUUGGAAACCGCAAAAUGUUGUUGAUUUGGUUAUUGAAAUACAAAGUGGAGUGACCCCAGUCCUCUAUGAAAUAGGCUUUAAAGUUCUAGAUGGUGUUGGUAAAAAUUUGACUGUGAGAAUAACCAACAUUGCUGGCAAUUCAAUCAUUGAAAACCGUCUAAUAACACAAAGUCCAAUGGACUUCAAUGGGGUGUAUAAGGCUGAGGCUAAUAUAAUAACAAUAACAACACAAGCUACAAUCGCAUCAACCUACAUAGAUGUUUGCAUGGAGUCAAUUGUGCCUUCAUCAACCCCAUAUUCUUCAACUCCAACCACCCCACAAGAGUGUGCAAAAGAUUUCACAACUUUGACCUCCUCAUAUUUUGGACCCAUCUCCAGUAGCUCCAAUGUUUUUAAGCCAUCUGACAGCAACAAUUUAGAAAUUCAAGUUUCAUUUGGGACAAAACCAAAUGUUGAACAAAUAAGUGUUCAAAGUAUAGAGUUCAGUUUAACUGGGAAUUAUGAAUCUUUCUCAGUUGCUAUCAAAUACAAAGAUGGAAGUUUAGUUACUAGUCAGGUUGAUGCACCAAGCUCAGAUGUGACUUUCAGACCUGUUAAUCCCAACAACAUUCAAGAUAUAAAAUUCACCUUUGAACUCACUCAAGCUACUCCAGGAGCUGAAGUUAUUUAUAAGGGAGCAGAGGGCUGUGUUAAAGUGGGAAACUGUUCACAAGGCUAUUGCAAUGGUCAAUGUUUAGACAACUAUUUGAACCUUUGUGAAUCUCCAUGUCCACCAAGUGAAUGCUUCACAACACCUAACAGAACAACUGAAACAAUUAUUACACCUACACCUGAGUCACAUAGCACACCUGGACCAACAAGCACACCAGGAUCACCAAGCACACCAGGAUCACCAAGCACACCAGGAUCACCAAGCACACCAGGAUCACCAAGCACACCAGGAUCAUCAAGCACACCAAGAUACCCUAGCACUACUCCUUGCGCUGAAGUAAUAAUUCCACAGGAUAAACUUGUGACAGUUACACCAGUUUUUGACAAUUCUCUAGCUAUUUCCAAACAACAGCUUGUUAUUCUGAAAGCUGAAAAUGAAUCAUCACUGCUUGAUGUAAAUCCUAAUGGGCCAAAUGCACAAGAAACUGUCAUUUCCAUCCCAUAUACCCAGUCUAAGGAAUUUAUAAAUUCAACCGGACGUUAUGCAACUGUUAUCUAUAAAAAUGAUCAAGACUAUGAAGCAAAAUUAGAGACUUUCAUUGACUUGACAGACGGUGUUCCAUACCAAUAUGAAGAUUCUACUAUUGUGAGUUUUGUGGUAAACCCAGAUGAAGGCGUACAGCUUCCUCCCAAUACAAGGACGUACAAUUUAGUUAAUGUAAAUAGUGUUGUUAUCAGCACACUGAAUGAAUUUGUGUUUGCCUUUACAAAUACGGAUACACCAGUUCAAGUUGUUAAAUGUACAGAACCCACAAGCACACCAGGAUCACCAAGCACACCAAGAUCACCAAGUACAACUGGAUCACCAAGCACACCUGGAUCACCAAGCACAACUGGAUCACCAAGCACACCAGGAUCACCAAGCACACCUCAAACACCAAGUACACCUAGAUCACCAAGCACACCAGGAUCACCAAGCACACCAGGAUCACCAAGCACACCUGGAUCACCAAGCACACCUGGAUCACCAAGCACACCUGGAUCACCUAGCACAACUGGAUCACCAAGCACACCAGGAUCACCAAGCACACCUCAAACACCAAGUACACCUAGAUCACCAAGCACACCAGGAUCACCAAGCACACCAGGAUCGCCAAGCACACCUGGAUCACCAAGCACACCUGGAUCACCAAGCACACCUCAAUCACCAAGCACACCAGAAUCACCAAGCACACCAAGAUCUCCUAGCACACCUGGAUCACCAACACUCCUGGAUCACCAACACACCAGGAUCACCAAGCUCACCUGGUUCACCUAG
Physella acuta is the source of this 6480-nucleotide messenger RNA. RefSeq names its product SCO-spondin. The record is from RefSeq and is a predicted model, not a curated record. Gene Ontology annotation, molecular function: protein binding. NCBI's taxonomy places the organism in Eukaryota, Metazoa, Mollusca, Gastropoda, Physidae.